CGACUAGGCGCUUCUUGCCUUUUGUUUCUCAGUAAAAGCGAGGGAGCGCGCGCCGGAGUGUAAUUGUGUUGCGUGGUUUGGUUGAUCGAAGUAAAGAAAAAAAAAAAGAAGAGGAUACACAAAUCUGAAAAAAAAAACCCGUACUCGUUUCCCUAUCAACAGAUAACUCAUUAUUUUUCUUCAUAUUGAACGACGCUUUUAAAGCGCCACACAACGAUUCUAAACUGGCUGGAACAAUGGGAAAGAAGCAAAACAAGAAGAAGGUGGAAGAGGUCCUAGAGGAAGAAGAGGAAGAGUAUGUCGUGGAGAAAGUCUUGGACCGACGGGUAGUUAAAGGGAAAGUUGAAUAUCUCCUAAAGUGGAAGGGCUUUUCAGAUGAAGAUAAUACAUGGGAGCCAGAAGAGAACCUCGAUUGUCCAGACCUAAUUGCGGAGUUUCUUCAAUCACAGAAGACUGCCCAUGAAGUUGAUAAGACAGAGGCCACCAAGCGAAAAGCUAGUGUUGAAGAGGCGGAGCCUGCCGGGGAGGAGAGUAAGCCCAAAAAAAAGAAAGAAGAGCCUGAGAAACCUCGUGGUUUUGCUAGAGGCCUAGAACCAGAAAGAAUAAUUGGAGCUACAGAUUCCAGUGGAGAACUUAUGUUUUUGAUGAAAUGGAAAAAUUCAGAUGAAGCAGAUCUUGUUCCUGCAAAAGAAGCUAAUGUCAAGUGCCCACAGGUGGUCAUUUCAUUUUACGAGGAAAGGCUAACAUGGCACUCCUAUCCCUCAGAAGAGGAGGAAAAGAAAGAUGAUAAAAAUUAAUGUACUGGAAUAUAUAUGGUGUUACUCCUUGCUGCGAAACCGGACAGUGGCUGGCCUUUAUUUUGUUUCUUUUAAACAAGAAUUGGAGGAGAAUGGUUCAGUUGUACAAAAUGUAUAGGCACUAGCUUGACAAAAAAUAGCAGUAUCCCUUUUCUGUUGAGCUGUUUAAUGAACAUGGUUAGUUACACCAUCAAGCUGGCUUUUUCUUAUCCCCACUUGCUUAGCGAGUGUUUUUUAUGGGGAUGGAAGGGGAGGCUCCUUCAUUAUGUUCAUCAUAUCAGUAGGACUGUUGGCCACGUUGUACAGUUCAGUAGUAAAGGAAGAGUGUACUUGGUUUGUUACUUGGGAGAGACAUGUUCUGUGUUCAUUAACCAAAGCAUCAGUAAACCCUCUAUGCAGGUCAAGCAAUGGGCGGUAGACAUGAUUUACACCAGAUUUUCUUUUUUAAUACUGUGAUAUAUUGUGCGCGUGUGUAUAUAUUUUUUUAAAGCAGAAUUUUGCUUCUAAGGGCCAUUAAAGCUGUGAAUCAUGUGAACACUGAGAAUCUAGAAGUGAUCUAAUGAAAAGAAAAAGGCAAAACUUGGUAUGGGAAGUAUAAAAAAACUACUGCUCAUAAGAUACAGUAUGUUUAGAGGCCUUGUAACCCUGGCCUUGUAAAUGGUGUAAAAGUUCUCUGGCUUUACUGUUGUCAUUUCAUCAUGAAUGUGCCAUGUUGGCUGAUUUGUUGCAUUUUAAACAGCUUGUGGAUACUAUGGAGACGGCUGGGUAUUCCAGGAGAGUGCAACUAAGUGGAGGGCAUUUGAAGUUCUUUUAAACUCUUAAUGUGCAUGUUAACCUCGAGCUUGCCUCCCCACCCAGAUUCUCUGUAUAUUCUAGAGGCCAGUUAGUGUUGUAACAUGCUUUGACUAACCCAGAAUUACAUUGUUUGGAUGAGGUGUAGCAUCUGAUUAGUAUUUUGGGGGGGGGGGGGGGCUGGUGGUCUGUGCAGCUGUCACAUAAGUAAUUCUUUGGGACCGGUAUGCACAGAACAGUAUGAUGGCAGUUCAGAAGUGAUAAAGGACAUGCACAGUGUCAGAAUCGGCACCCAAACCCCCCCCCCACACACACACACCAUAUAGUACAGAGCCUGUCAAGCUUGGUACAUGUGACUUAAGACAUGUUCUUGGUAGAGCAGUAUUAGCAGAAACUGGAUACGUUAUUUUUUGUCUUGCAUCAUAUUUUACAUAGUAGUGUUGUUACCCAUUAAUGAGUUCCCCUCUACACUUGGAUUAUUUCACUUUCUUGAAGACUGAAAUGACAAAUGGAAGCUUUUGUAUAGUUUUUAUUAAAUAAAAAUGUUGGUUUGCUGAAA
Molecule: messenger RNA, 2148 nt
Organism: Erpetoichthys calabaricus (reedfish)
Lineage: Eukaryota; Metazoa; Chordata; Cladistia; Polypteriformes; Polypteridae
Gene: cbx1b
Product: chromobox homolog 1b (HP1 beta homolog Drosophila)
Exons: 5
Coding region: 237-797 (186 amino acids)
Biological process (GO): negative regulation of transcription by RNA polymerase II; chromatin organization
Cellular component (GO): pericentric heterochromatin; nucleus
Molecular function (GO): chromatin binding
Source: RefSeq, a predicted model, not a curated record